Vigna angularis (adzuki bean) is the source of this 709-nucleotide messenger RNA. Its product is annotated as elicitor-responsive protein 3. The record is from RefSeq and is a predicted model, not a curated record. Lineage: Eukaryota; Viridiplantae; Streptophyta; Magnoliopsida; Fabales; Fabaceae. The coding region runs from base 142 to 582 and encodes 146 amino acids. The transcript is spliced from 5 exons.
UUUAUCUGAAAACCGGUGAUUGUGCUGUUUCAUUCCUCUAAUUAACUACCAUGAAAUAUAAAAACCAAUCGUGCCUCUCUCUAAGAGCUUUCUCUCAAAGCUCUUUCAGAUUCUUCCAUAUUUCAUUAUCCUUCAUUCAAGAUGCCUCAGGGAACCCUUGAAGUUUUUCUUGAAUAUGCCAAAGGCCUUGAGAACACAGAUUUUCUCUCUAACAUGGACCCUUAUGUGAUCCUCACAUGUCGCACCCAAGAACAAAAAAGCAGUGUUCAAACAGAUAAAGGAAGUAAUCCAAAGUGGAAUGAAAAUUUCAUAUUCAACGUUUCUGAAGGCGUUAACGAACUGAGAUUAAAGAUCAUGGACAGUGAUUCCAUGUCUGCAGAUGAUAUCGUGGGAGAAGUUACCAUUACGUUGGAUGACUUGUUCAAGGCAGGGAGCAUUCCACCAACUUCAUACAAUGUUGUGAAGGAUGACCGUUAUUGUGGGGAGAUUAGAGUUGGCCUCAUUUUUAAGCGUCAGGAACGCAGAGAACGCGGCAUGGAGGAAGAUUUUGGGGGAUGGAAGGAGUCUCGUUGCAUAGACUAAAUGUAUUUACUGCACUUCUGAGUGUUUGAGUAUUAUUUGUUGUGUGAGGAGACAUUAGCAUUAAUAAGAGAUAAAGUUAUGUAAAAUAUAUUUGUUUAUUUAUUUAUUGACAAUUAUUAGUUGUUUA